AGUCCCUCUAUCACUGAUCACAAAAAAUACCAAACUCUGAAUAAAUCUUCAACACUCUCUCAAGCUCGCUUUAAUUUAAUUCAUUCUUUUGUUUUUCUGCUGAGAAUUUGAGCAAUGGCCGGGAAGAAAGAUGCCCAUGUAGUUGAAAUCCCAGUAGACGGAGAGCAUCAAAACAAGGUUAAGCUUUACAGGUACUGGAAAGUGUGGAGGCAAUUGCAGAGAGAGAGGGGUGACAAUAGAGCUCUCACUAGGUGUAUUCAGGAACUGAGAAUGAAAGGGGCUAGUUUUGAUCUGUCAAAGGAGCCUCAAAGAGGGAAGAGAAUGAAGAGUUCAAGUGUUGAGAUCAAAUGGAAACCAUUCGCUUGGUGUUCCCAAAAUUUUAUCACCAUUUUCCUUGUUGGUUUCUCAGGUUUCAUCUUUCCUGCUAGCAAGUUCAUUCUCUGUGGAUUCUGAUUGCAAAAAUCAAAACGAUGCACAUUUUUGAGAGCAGAUUUUUACUAUACAUGAAUGUUGCAAGGUAAUAAGCCCUACUGUCCAUUCCUGACAGCAGAAUCUGAGAAUUCCUCCUUGUUAUCUGGAGGAAAGAGCCUCUGAAUCAGUCUCCUUUGGCCUCUUUAAAUGAAGGGGGAUGAAGCAAAUUGGUCCGAUUGUUGUUAUCAUCAGAAUUUAUUGAAAUCAAUAGCCCCCAAAGGUGGCAGAAGAUUGUGAAGAGUUCCAUGGCUGCACUCUCCAGGUGCAGCAAAAUUUUGUACUGAGAGGAUUGGUGCAUCGACAGAGAAAGAACAUAUACAGCCGAAUAUUCAUUGUAAUUUAAAGAGUUAUUCACAUAAAGAGGGAAAAAAAAAAAAAAGUUCUGUUUCUUUCAUUCAUCACAAACUCUGGCUCAUGUGGACAUGGACUGGUGAAAGUUUCCAUUCAAUAGAAUGGCAAAUUAUUAUUCUAUUUUUAUUUUUAAAUGGUAAGCUAAUAUUUUUUA
Mangifera indica (mango) is the source of this 976-nucleotide messenger RNA. RefSeq lists its product as uncharacterized. Bases 115 to 453 code for a protein of 112 amino acids. The transcript has 2 exons. Lineage: Eukaryota; Viridiplantae; Streptophyta; Magnoliopsida; Sapindales; Anacardiaceae. The record is from RefSeq and is a predicted model, not a curated record.